Molecule: messenger RNA, 1626 nt
Organism: Daucus carota subsp. sativus
Lineage: Eukaryota; Viridiplantae; Streptophyta; Magnoliopsida; Apiales; Apiaceae
Product: protein FAR1-RELATED SEQUENCE 1-like
Exons: 5
Coding region: 1-1626 (541 amino acids)
Biological process (GO): regulation of DNA-templated transcription
Source: RefSeq, a predicted model, not a curated record
AUGUCUAAUAACAAGGCCGAAGCAAGUGCUCAAGGUGUCUCCCAUAUCGAGAGUUCAGAUUCAGAACAUUUAUACAGAGAUUCCGAUUCUGAAACUUCUGAAAGUGAUGAGGAUGUUGAAGAGGAGAUCAAUAUAGAUGUUGAACGUGAAUAUCCUAAAGUGUCUGCUGCAAAACAUUUUCCAACUCUAGAAGAUGCAUUUCUUUUUUAUCGGGAAUAUGGGAGGCAAGGUGGGUUUGAUGUUCGUAAGUCUGGUCAAAAAUCUGACAGAAGGGGUAAUGUCGUUUCCAAAGUCAUGCAGUGUAAUUGUGGUGGCAAUCCUACUCCGGGCAAACUAAAGUCUAAAGAUGAUAUGGUUGUCGAGAGUUCGCAAGAUAGGAGAACAACGUCUCGUAGAUGCUUAUGUGAAGCUCGCAUUGUGCUUAAAGCCGCAGGGCAACGGGGUUUUGUUGUCAUGAGUUUUGUGGAGGAGCAUAACCAUCAUCUAGCAGUCGGGGCUGAAAGUAUGUUUUUGCGAUGUAAUCGUAACGUCUCUAAAAGUCAUCUAAAUUUUAUUAUGGAUUGCUCUCGUGGAAAGAUCGACGCAACAAGAGCUUAUAAUUUAGCCAAAGAGAUGGUUGGCUCUUACGAGAAUGUUGGUGCUACUUGCUCAGAUUUCAAAAAUUUUGCACGUGAUGUUAAUCUUGGAAUUGGUGAGCACAAUGCUUGUAUGAUAAGACAAGUUCAAAACGAGAAUGAAAUUGGUCCGAAACGUGCUACUGAUAAAGUUUUUAUGGGCAAAUUGAAGUCAGUGAUUUAUUCAGAAAAUUCUUCACCUAUACAAUUUGAGGAAGGAUGGGCCGCGGUUAUAUCAGAAUAUGAAUUGCAGGACAACAAAUGGCUGGCUGACAUGUUUAGGAAGCGUAUAAGUUGGAUACCUGCAUACUUUUACGACAUUGAAAUGGCUGGAUUGUUAAGGACCACUUCCAGGUCUGAAAGUUCUUAUUCAUUUUUCCAGCAUUUUCAUGAGCGUGGUGACACCCUUGUUGAGUUUUUUUCAAGUUUUGAAAGUGCUAUGGACAAACAAAGGCUUCGUACAAUAGAAGAUGACAGAAAUUCCGGCAAAACACCAAGGAUGGAAACUCCAUUACAUAUUGAAAAAUAUGCUGCCCAAGUUUAUACCUUGGCUCUCUACUACCGUGUGAGGGAAGAAAUUAGAAAUGCUUGUUUUCAUACUACCAUGCCUGAAAUGUCCCGAACCGAUGAGAUGCGGUACUUUACAUGCAAAGAUGACUUGGCCAAAGGUCAACUAUUUAAGCAUUGCGGCAUUCAGUCAAUCCCGCGCAAGUAUGUUAAAGCUAGAUGGACAAAAGAUGCAUUAAAAAAUCACUCUUCACUUGGCUCAAUUGAAACUCCACCAAAUUGUGACAAGGCCGAGCGGAUUAAACACAAACGUACUAGAGCAUGUUUUGAAUUUCAACACUGUUUGGAUAUGGCUGGUGAAGACGAGGACAAGAUAGAUAUGGUUAGGUCCAAUUUGCGAGAUUUGGAUUCCACAUUUCAGAAAGGAUUGGAAGAUGCCGACGUGCAGAGUCAGGCAAAUCGGGUUGAUGCUUUUAUUGGCCCCAUCCCAGUCAAAGAGGAAUGA